AUGGAAAGAGCACUUUUGUUAUCAGGCUUGUUCGUGAGCGCUGUCUUUGCAAAGAGUGGAAGCAGUAUCCUUGAUUUCGUCGAUCCAUUGAUUGGGACGGUCAACGGCGGCCAUGUCUUCCCUGGUGCUACACUGCCGUUUGCGAUGGCGAAAGCAGUCGCAGACGUGAAUGGCGAGGAUCAAGGUGGUUUCGCAUCGGAUGGGUCCAACAUUACUGGCUUCUCUCAUAUGCACGACUCUGGCACUGGUGGGUCACCAAGUCUAGGCAAUUUCCCAAUCUUCCCACAAGCAGGUUGCCCGGAUGAUCUCGUCGACAAUUGCAUCUUUCCAAAGGACGACCGUGCAGUUCCUCGCAUCAAUGGUACCGCCCAGGCUUCACCGGGCUACUUCAGCAUCGAGCUGGCAACCAACAUCAAGGCCGAGAUGACCACAACGAACCAUACGGCCCUGUACCGCUUCACGUUUCCCUCGACGCCAACAGAGGUCAAUGCCACUCUCAGCCCACUGAUCCUAGCAGAUCUCUCGGACCUGCCAAACUCGAGGAUCAACGGCUCGAUCAAUGUCACCGAUACCACUGGCCGUAUCACAGGAUCUGGCACUUUUAGCCCUAGCUUCGGCAUAGGCAGUUACACCCUCCACUUCUGCGCCGACUUCUCGGGCGCCCAGGUCAGAGACACGGGGGUCUUCAUGAACAACCGCGCCGGCACCGAGCCGAAGAACUUGACCGUGGUACAGGACGGUGUCAACAACUCCCCAGACAUCUUGCCAGCAGGAGCCUGGACCCGUUUCCACGCCCCAUCGAACGGCAGUAUCCUAGCCCGAGUAGGCGUAAGCUUCAUCUCCCCGAGCCAAGCCUGCCACAACGCGGAGACAGAAAUCCCGAACUUCGACUUCGAAGCCGUACACCAAGCUGCGGGGGAUACCUGGACCAACACUCUCGGCGUCAUCGAAGUGACCCCCGGCGCCGGCGUGAAUACAAGUCUCCAAACCGUCUUCUGGUCCGGCGUCUACCGCGCCUCUAUCAGUCCACAAGACUACACGAACGAGAAUCCACUCUGGAAUAGCACCGAGCCGUACUACGACUCGUACUACUGUAUCUGGGACAGUUUCCGCAGUAUCCACACCCUCAUCACCAUCCUCGAUCCCGUCUCCCAAGUUAGGAUGAUGAGGAGUCUCGUCGAUAUCUACCGGCACGAAGGCUGGCUGCCAGACUGCCGGAUGAGUUUGUGCAAGGGCUUCACACAGGGAGGCUCGAAUGCGGAUAUUUUGCUCGCUGACACUUAUCUCAAGAUUCGAUCUAUUGCUGAUGGAAUGGAUUGGCAGACGGCUUAUGCGGCUGUGCGGAAUGACGCUGAGAACGAACCUAAGGAUUGGAGUGUAGAGGGUAGAGGUGGGUUGAAGAGUUGGAAGGAGUUGGGGUACAUUCCUACUGAUGACUAUGAUCCUUAUGGCGUCGGACCAUUCACAAGGAGUAUCUCGAGGACAGUGGAGUACGCAUACGACGAUUUCUGUAUCGCCGAGUUGGCCAGUGCAUUGGGGUAUGGGAGCGAUGCGCAGAAGUACUACCAGAGUGCUGGGAACUGGCGAAACAUGUUCCUCUCCACGCAGAACUCGUAUAUCAACGGCACCUCAACAACCUUCACCGGCUUCCUGCAACCCAAAUUCCUCAACCAAACCUGGGGCUACCAAGACCCAAUCUUUUGCUCCCCGCUCCUAAACUUCACCUCCUGCUACCUCAACCCCACCGGCCACGAAACCUACGAAGGCUCCGCCUGGCUGUACACCUGGUUCGUGCCGCAAGACCAAGCCUCUCUCAUCAACCUCCUAGGCGGCGCCGACGAAUUCGUGCGUCGACUCGACUUCUUCCACGAGAGCGGACUCCUCUAUAUCGGCGACGAGCAAGGUUUCCUCCCGGUCUACCAGUACCAUUAUGCUGGACGGCCGGGGAAGAGUGCGGCGAGGAGUAGGUUUUAUAUUCCGAGUCAGUUUAACGAUACGCUCGUCGGGAUCCCCGGGAAUGACGAUAGUGGUGCUAUGGGAUCUUUCGCGGCGUUGGCUAUGUUGGGCUUGUUUCCGAAUCCGGGCCAGGAUGUCUAUCUUAUCACGCCGCCGUUCUUCGAGGAGUGGAGUAUUACGAAUCCCGUUACGGGGAAGAAAGCUACGGUGCGGAAUGUGAAUUUUGAUGGGACGGGGUGUAUAUAUAUUCAGAACGCUACUCUGAAUGGUGUCCCUUACACGAAGAACUGGAUUCAGCAUUCUUUCUUUUUGGAGGGAGGGGUGCUGGAAUUGACCUUGGGGAGCAGUGAGAGUGCUUGGGGGACGAGGGAGGAGGAUUUGCCGCCGAGUUUGUCCACGUCUAAUAAGACGAUGGGGAUGUAUGGGUGGUAG
Molecule: messenger RNA, 2388 nt
Organism: Recurvomyces mirabilis
Lineage: Eukaryota; Fungi; Ascomycota; Dothideomycetes; Mycosphaerellales; Teratosphaeriaceae
Exons: 4
Coding region: 1-2388 (795 amino acids)
Biological process (GO): carbohydrate metabolic process; glycoprotein catabolic process; protein deglycosylation
Cellular component (GO): cytosol; nucleus
Molecular function (GO): peptide-N4-(N-acetyl-beta-glucosaminyl)asparagine amidase activity; carbohydrate binding
Source: RefSeq, a predicted model, not a curated record